CAUAGUGUACUGAUGCCUUGUUUAUUUACGCAUGUUGUUGACCUUCAUAAUAUUCUGAUAAUAAAAUUCUUCAAAUGUCUAUCCUUCCCAAACUGCAGUAUUAUAACCUUAAGUUACAAAAUGAUUUUUGUGUACAUAUUUUCAAAAUUCAACAUAUAAGGUAGAAAAAAAUAUAUAUCAAAAAUCAAAUAUAAAUUGAUCAUCAAACUAUAAUUUCCUUUGGGGUGUAAAAAGCAAAACACACAAAUUAAUCAUUUACAAACUUCCACAAUGUUUUACUGAAUUUCAGCCAUAACAAACAGUCACCAGUUCCGCAUAUUGUUUUAAUUCAGGAUUGACAUAUAUAUUUUAAAACCUCGGUGUCUCUUUCUAAACAAUAAGAAUCUAAUUGUAUAUGUUAUAGUUUGUAUCUAUAUCAGUAUUUAUUUAAAUGAACUGAACUUGAAAAGUUUCGUGUGAUGGGAGAAUUGUUUUUUCCUUCAAUUUUGAAAAUUCCGUACAAAUGUAGAUAUUGAUUUAUUACGACUAUCAUAAUGUUAUCAUAGUAGACAACAGAGAAAUAAAGAUAAAGCACAAAUUUUUUACUUCAUUAACUGUUUCAAGGGCGGCGAAAUAUAUUUAGCCUUAAUUUUUUAUUGCCCCAGGGAUCAAUAUAGAGUUGGAGAUGUAAUCAAUAUAACAAUUGAAACUUCGAAAAGAAAUCACAGACUACAGGAAAAUGAAAUGCAACAAUGUCGUGCUUAUAACAGGAGCAAACUUUGGUUCCUGAAACAGUCAACAGGUUAUUUCUACCAAGGAAAGUGGAUAAUGACCCAUUGUAAAGGAAGGAAUAUAUUUAUAGGACAAUGUCUUCGCAACACAAUUAUCUAUCUAUGGGGAGAUUCAACAAGUUUGCAAUGGUUAGCGCACCUGAAAUCUUCGAAUUUAGCUUUAGGUUGUACAAUUAAACGCAUAUCUGGCGAACGAUGGCACACACGUUACGAAACAUAUUGCUUGAAAUACAAUUUAUGGAUUAUAUAUAUACCUCACAAUAUACCAGCUGUUGCUGGCGGGGUAUCAAAUAUGAGUAGUUACUUUUCAAAACCUCUAUCUGAGCAAGUUAAGGAUUUCAAAAAUACAAGCAAACGUGUUGUAAUCCUUCACAUAUAUUCGCAUUUACAAAUAGAGCGUAUUCAGUUUUUCAUAGCAAAUGUUAUCGCUAUGCGGUUUUAUUUAGAAAAAUUAGAAAGAAUGAGUCAAACUCAAAUUUUAAUCAAAUUACCUCACAUGCAUCGUGACGAUGGAAUUGAUGGAUGGGUGAUAAGACAACCUGACUAUAUUGGUUUAUUAUAUGAAUCUGUUAUACGGAAAGUGUUUACGGGCAUGCAUCAUUCUGUUAUUGCACUACAUAACAAAGAUAUAACAAUCGCAACGAAAAGCAUGAAACUUCAUCCUGAACACUUUGUUGUUUCGGCGAUGGUAGAACAAUUUUUAUAUUAUGUAUGUUAGGUGUUAUAUUGCUAUAUACUCUUUAUAAAUCUUGCCGUAUGUGUUUACACUAAUGGCAUAUUGGUUGACUAUUCGUUGGCCUUUCGCGUUGAGUACUGGUCAUAAACCUAACACCAUUUUAUUUUUGAGCCACAAGUUUGACCAAAAGUAUAAAAAUGUUUGAAUUUUUUUUAUUUUAACGUUUGUCUGAUUCAUAUAGAAUACCCUUUUUUGCAUUAUCAUAGAACGUAAAUAUAUUUAAACAUUUUUCAAUUAUAAGGCAAAACAACUGUAUC
Messenger RNA from Ruditapes philippinarum (Manila clam), 1763 nucleotides. RefSeq names its product NXPE family member 3-like. NCBI's taxonomy places the organism in Eukaryota, Metazoa, Mollusca, Bivalvia, Venerida, Veneridae. The coding region runs from base 724 to 1488 and encodes 254 amino acids. The transcript has 2 exons. The record is from RefSeq and is a predicted model, not a curated record.